Molecule: messenger RNA, 4218 nt
Organism: Acanthopagrus latus (yellowfin seabream)
Lineage: Eukaryota; Metazoa; Chordata; Actinopteri; Spariformes; Sparidae
Product: peptidase inhibitor 16-like
Exons: 6
Coding region: 319-1542 (407 amino acids)
Cellular component (GO): extracellular region
Source: RefSeq, a predicted model, not a curated record
UGAGAGUGAGAGGCACUGAGGAGGGAGCACACACACUUCUACUGACUCUUAGACUCACAUACACACACACACACACACACACACACACACACACACACACACACACACACACUCACACACACACACACACACACUCACAACCACACACGCAGACAGACAAGUGGCCUAUUGUACACACACACACACACACACACACGGACACACAAACACAGUUGCAGAUCAGUAUCAUUUACACACACACACACGCACACACUGACUCUUCGUUGGACCCUGGACUGACCACUCGAGGAUACAUCCCUCAGGACUCUGUUUCCCAUCAUGCAGCUGUGGAGCCUUUCUGAGCUCCAGGGGGCCUCGACCCGAAGGACUACCCAGGAUCGAGCCCCGCGGAGCUCCAAGCCGAGGAGGGGGCCCGGACGCCCGCGUCUCUGCCCGCCGAGGGGAGCUCCUCUCUGGGCAUGGCUCCUGCUGGGGGCCCUGGUGGUUCCUGGAGCCUGGAGCUUUCUGAGCGAGGAGCAGGAGGAGCUGCUGGUGGAGCUUCAUAACCACUACAGAGGACAGGUGUCGCCCAGCGCCUCCGCCAUGCUGCCUCUGAGAUGGGACCCGAGUCUGAAGGUGAUUGCAGAGGGCUACGCUGCGAAAUGUGUCUGGAACCACAACCCAGACCUUGAGGACACCGGAGAGAAUCUGUACGCCGGCACCGGCUCUCUGGACCUGCGGGAGGCCCUGGAGAAAUGGUUUCUAGAACACCUGGACUACGACUUCAGCAACAACAGCUGUGAUGAAGACAAGAUGUGUGGACACUACACACAGAUGGUGUGGGCAGACACACACAGAGUCGGCUGUGCCUUCCAUCUCUGUAACAGCAUGGAGGGACUCGGCUGGGAGAGAGUUUCCUUCCUCGUCUGCAACUACUACCCAGCGGGGAACUAUGAAAACGAGAGGCCGUAUGUGGAGGGCGACUGGUGCUCCAGGUGUCCUGAGAACCUGCAGAACUGUGAAAACAACCUCUGUGUUGCUGACACAGCGGGUGAGGAAGAGGACGAGGAUGAGGAUGACGGGGGCGUAGCGGCGUGGACAGAUAUGCCUUACUCCACCCUCGAUCCUGGAGGGUAUGAAGGGGACGUAGGUCCUCUUCCCUCGACAGCUGAGCCUAACGUCCCGCCCGCUGCCACCACCACCACCACCAGUGCUCCCAGUGUCACCACCACCUCUGCAUGGCACGCUGAGGAUGACCCACCACCAGCCACCCCUGCCCCGGGCACCCAGCCUCCUGAAGUCCCCUCCAUAACACUAGGAAAGGAGGAGGAGGAGGAGGAGGACGACGAGGAGGAGGAGGUUGAAGACAUGGUGGAGAAGGAGGAGAGGAAGAAGGAGGAGGCGACGAGGAGGGAAACGACAGAUACGAUGGAGGAUAAUGAAGGCAGAAACAGAGGAGGAAAAAUACGCCACAACAACCAAGUUAUGAUGAAUGCUGGUUCAGUAGCUUCACCCUCCCUCCUGUUAGUCUGUCUGACUGCCAUCCUGACUCGGAGGCUGUGAGGAGGAGGAGGAGGAGGAGGAGGAGGAGGAGGAGAGGAGUCAGUACGUCCACCUCACCCCACCACUCCUGCCUUGACUGCACAUCUUGUUAAUCUUUGGUAACAGUCUCUCCCCCCAAACACAUUGUAAUAUGGGUCAAAUUAAUAAUUCACACUCAUCAGAAAACAGCUGCGGUCUCACAACAUCUGCAGGUAGUCUGGCUCCAGAUGUGGGUCACGUAACGUGUGCAUAACCUGCUUCAACCUGCUCGGAAUACAAAGACCUCACUGCCACCAAGUACAAGUACUAAAUCUGCUGUGUUUAUUUACAGGAAACACUUUCACAUCGUCAGUUCUGAGGAUUUAAUCAAACGCUAAAUGAAAACUGAACCAAGAGAGGUCGAGAGGAAAACAGCGGCUGAUGAAACGAAGCAUGUUGUGGUGUUUCCACCUCCUCUCCACGAGUUAGAUGUUCAGGUGGAGGUCAGUUUCAUGUCUGUGUUUAGCCUAGCUUAGCAUAAAGGCUGGAAGCAGGGGGGAACUGUUAGCCUGGCCCUGUUCAGAAACACUCCUACACACACGUCUAGUGGAUUUAAAAAAACGUACGUAAAUACAAAAUCCACGAUUUGUCGGAUUUUAAGGAGAGUUAUAUGAAAAUAAAAUGUGUUAGCAUGGUUAGCAUGGUUAGCAUACAGCUUCUCUUCUCCUUCCUCGCAUGGCCCAGAUUAUUCACUCCAGGCCAGCUGACGAAGACGCGCCUGAUCAGCAUUUUAUUUCUUUUUCCUUUUGCUUGUGGAAACACGACCGCUGUGCUAACGUUAGCUGCCUUCUGUUUCUGAAGACGGUUCGUCUGUUUUAAUGUUGAACUGGAUCAGAACUCAAAUGAAAGUUGCUCAUUAAGACUUUCCACUGAGCAGAUGUCAUGAUUGUAAAGGUUUGUAGGCUGUGUGUCACAUAAAUAUUGAACUUUCAUAGUUGGUAAUAAAUAAUAACUGGUCUCGUUAGCUGACUCUGUGUCAGCCACUCCUGUUCCAUUUCUUUGGCCUUUUUUGUUUGAGUAAACACUUUGCUAGCGAGAUGUAGCACCGAUGUGUAAUCCUGCCUCCUGAGCUCUGAUUAGUAGAUUGUUUGUUUCUCCAAAUGUCACUAAGAAAAAGACCUGAUUGUGAUUUCUGAAACCAGGCUCACCAUUUCCCCUCGCUUCCAGUCUUUGUGCUAAGCUAAUACAGCUAACCAGUCGCCCAGAUCUCACUCUGAACUGUAAGCACACAGAGGUUUUCCAGCCCAGUCGGCAGAAUAAAAAUGUGUCAUCUUAUGUUUCUGCAUGCCAGGGACACGAGUUGGUUUCUAUACGUCACAUCACGUUUACAUGACGUGUACAUGAGCUGACAGUCACGUCAGGAGAGGAUGGUGGUGAUGUUACAGCUGGGCAAGAUGGCUGCCAAGCCAGAGACUGCUGUUCAAGACGGGGUUUAAACAUUUGUAAACGUGAAACUGGAUUUUUUUGAGCGUCCCAGUAGCCAGAUUUUUUUUUCUAUUUUACAUUUCUGCAAAUCACAGAUAUGUUUAAUCUGAACACUUCAGACCUAUCAUAAAUGUUUUCUAGUCAUAUCACACUCAGAUUAUGUAAUGACACCGUGUCAGGAGGUGGAUGGUGGUGUGACACAUUUGUAAGCGUGAACCUGCUGGAUAUUUUCGAUGAGACGUCGGGACGUUUAUCAGCGCUGUUUGUGGCAGAAACACAGAUAUUUUAACCCAACACAUUAUCUUUUCCUAAUCCUAACCGUCAGUUUUGUGUCUAAACGUAGCCGGAGAAUAAGCACAGCGUCGGUCUCGACAUCAGUCUUUGCAGAAACGUACGUUGCCAGAUUUUCUCUUCUACUCCUCGUGGUAAAACGUCUGAUAAGCAGAUUUCCCAGAGUACUCCUGUACUGUGAGGACGGGUUGAGGUGAAUAAGCUUCAGGUCUGAGGAAUCACAGGUUCCCCUCCUGAAGUCAAGCGUCCUUCUUCCCUGCACGUUGAGCCGUAGAGUCCAUCAUGAAGCGAUUUGUUGUGCAAGUAAAACCGUAACAGCACCGAAGCUUUUCAACCACAAAGCGUGUUUCAUUUCAGACGCAGGAUGCAUAAAGAGUUGUGUUUGCUCGUGACAUUAAACAGUUUAAUAGGGUGGAAACACACAGAGCUGUAGAGCUGCUGUACUGAAACCCAGAGAGGAUGUGAGUGCUGUGAAAGUGAAGCUCCUGACCAGAGGAAGACAGAGUCGGCCCUCUCAGAUCGCCUCCUCAUGUGUGUCAGCCGAUGGAUCGUACCUGCAGGGUGGAGAGAUUUAAAUAUACAGCAUCAUCUCAUGUGGAGGCGCCGGCAGGACAGAUGCAGUCAGAGUGGGAUAUUUUCUUUGUGUUAGUGUUUUUUAGUGCUUUUAGGGAAAUGCAGGAGAAAUGAUGGCUGAACGGUGUUUGUGUUGUGUCAAACUGACGACCCUGCAGCUUCUGCUCUCUUCUGUACGACAUAUAUCGACUGUACAUCGUAUACUGGAACUACAACUGGACAGAGUCUCUAAUAACUGACGUGUCUCUGUAACACUGUCUUAGACAACAGGAAAUUACCAUAACUAUCUUUAAGUACUUUAGCAACGAUUGCUGUAAAUGUCUGUAUAUAAGAUUAAUAAAGAAAUAAACCUUGUUUCUUCCUUUUUCA